Messenger RNA from Bubalus bubalis (water buffalo), 1233 nucleotides. RefSeq names its product MYG1 exonuclease (gene MYG1). Lineage: Eukaryota; Metazoa; Chordata; Mammalia; Artiodactyla; Bovidae. The record is from RefSeq and is a predicted model, not a curated record. Gene Ontology annotation, cellular component: nucleus; cytoplasm. Bases 64 to 1209 code for a protein of 381 amino acids. The transcript has 7 exons.
GGCUGCGCAGGCGCUUCCCCUUCCGGGUCGGCUCCCUUACUGACUCCUCGUGUAGAAAGCUGCAUGGGCCACCGCUUUCUGCGCGGUUUCCUGCCUGUGCUGUUGCCGCCGCCACCUCUCCGGAGCCCGCAUCUCAAGCUCAGCCUGGAGCCCGCCCCACCUUCCAAACGACCCCGCAGCCACCUCAUGGCCCCGCCCCGAAUCGGGACGCACAAUGGCACCUUCCACUGCGAUGAGGCGCUGGCGUGCGCUUUGCUGCGCCUCCUGCCGGAGUACCGGGAGGCAGAGAUUGUACGGACCCGAGACCCCGAGAAACUGGCUGCUUGUGACAUCGUGGUAGACGUGGGUGGCGAAUACGACCCUCAGAGACACCGAUAUGACCAUCACCAGAGGUCUUUCACAGAGACCAUGAGCUCCCUGUCCCCUGGGAAGCCGUGGCAGACCAAGCUGAGCAGUGCGGGACUCAUCUAUCUGCACUUCGGGCACAAGCUGCUGGCCCAGUUGCUGGGCACUAGCGAAGAGGACGGCAUGGUGGGCACCCUGUAUGACAAGAUGUAUGAAAACUUCGUGGAGGAAGUGGAUGCGGUGGAUAAUGGGAUUUCCCAGUGGGAGGAGGGAGAGCCUCGGUACCUGCUGACCACCACGCUGAGCGCCAGGGUUGCUCGGCUUAAUCCCACCUGGAACCAGCCCAACCAAGACACGGAGGCUGGGUUCAAGCGUGCAAUGGACCUGGUUCGAGAAGAGUUCCUACAGAGACUAGAUUUCUACCAGAACAGCUGGCUGCCAGCGCGGGCCCUGGUGGAAGAGGCCCUGGCCAAGAGGUUCCAGGUGGACCCAAGCGGGGAGAUAAUAGAACUGGAAAAGGGUGGCUGCCCCUGGAAGGAGCACCUCUAUCAGCUGGAAUCGGGGCUGUCCCCUGCAGGGACCAUCGCCUUUGUUAUCUACACAGACCAGGCUGGACAGUGGCGGGUGCAGUGUGUGCCUAAGGAGCCCCAUUCGUUCCAGAGCAGGCUGCCCCUGCUAGAGCCAUGGCGGGGUCUUCGGGAUGAGGCCCUGGACCAGAUCAGUGGAAUUCCUGGCUGCAUCUUUGUCCAUGCCAGCGGCUUCAUUGGUGGGCACCGUACCCGAGAGGGUGCCCUGAGCAUGGCCCGUGCCACCUUGGCCCAGCGCCCAGCACCUAUGCCUGCCCCAAAUCCCAUAAUCCAAUAAAACUCCCAUCUCAUGCUGACCAAA